Messenger RNA from Carassius auratus (goldfish), 2065 nucleotides. RefSeq names its product UBX domain protein 8 (gene ubxn8). Gene Ontology annotation, molecular function: ubiquitin binding. Bases 85 to 903 code for a protein of 272 amino acids. The record is from RefSeq and is a predicted model, not a curated record. Gene Ontology annotation, biological process: ERAD pathway. The transcript has 8 exons. NCBI's taxonomy places the organism in Eukaryota, Metazoa, Chordata, Actinopteri, Cypriniformes, Cyprinidae.
UUUCUGCAGACUUUUUUUUCUGCGUCCGUUGGCUUUUAUUUUGAAACGUGUCACUUCCGUGUUGUUAUUUGUAUCACCGCUGACAUGUCUAAUAGAUGUGUUGUGUUCUGUGUUUUACUGACCGGAUUCUGCUUCAUUUCAUGGAAACACUCGUUGAUUGGUGUUAAAGAUGCUCUGAAGUUGGCUGGACGAGGGUUCAUAUUCCUGGGCAUCUGCACAUGGCUGAUUUACAUGUUCCCGAGGCUGAAAUAUUUCUUCUUUCCAGUGUGUCAAGAGCUGCCAGACAGCCCUCUGCUCGAAUCCAACAAACAGAAACAAGAGCAAGUUAGAAGAGUUCAACAACAUCAACACAAUGACAAGACAUCUGACUAUACUGAAAGUGUGAUAAAGCCGAGGAAGAACAUGUUACUCGAGCAGAGACUGGAACGAUACCAUCGGAUGACAGGAGAGACCUGGAAACUGAGCCAGGGUUUUCCAGUCGGGGGGGAAGAGGACCAGGAGUGUGGUGAUGCUGGUGGAGACGAGAAUCCUAAUCAGGGAGCCAGAAGGAGACGCAAGCUUCUUCAGACCGUUACCCAAGAUCCUGUCCAACAGGAAGUGCCCAAGCAGAAGAAGGUCAUAGUUUUGCCUGACGAGCCAUCAGCGGAUACUGAGGGGGUUGUAAAAAUAGCUCUAAGAUGUCCAAGCGGAAGAACGAUCUGCAGGAGAUUCCUCAAAACCUGGAGUUCUCAGCUGCUUCUUGACUGGAUGAUGAAGACAGGAUACCAUCCUGCUCUCUACACACUGUGUACAUCCUACCCCAGGACAGUGCUGAUGGCCGAGGCAGACGUGAGCCUGGCGGAGGCUGGCAUUCUCACCAACACAGUGCUUAAUGUGGAGGAGAAAGAGCCAUUCUUUACCUAAGAACACUUCUGUUUCUGAAAAGCUUUUAUUGGACUUAAUAGAGCUGGUUAUGGAUAUCAAUGUCAGUGCUGUAAUAUCAUGCACCAGUUGAUGGGACUUUAUUCUUUACAUGUGACAUAAUUGGGAUACAUUCAGUGCAAAUACUUUUCAUGUGCAAAUUAUGCAUAAUUUUAUGCUAAUACUAUAGUAAUUACAUAUAACGUGUAACAAAGAAAUCUUAAAAUAAAAAUGUUACCCAAAAUAAGUGUAACUGUAAUCUGUUACUUAGAUAAAAUGUGUGAGUAAAUAACAGUUUCUUAGCAAUUCUGAUAUAAUUAUAAAGGGGGAUACAUCUGAAUAUUUACUCUCUCACACACACACACACACACACACACACACACACUGAUUUAUAUCCAAAUUGCAUUGACUGCUUUAAAAUAUGAGACACCAAUGUUUCAGGAGUUUGGGGUAUAGAAUAGGACACAUACUAAUUAGAUUUUCUUUUUAGUUAAGUGUAUAUUGCUUUAUGUUUUAAUAUUAACUUUUUUCCCAAGGCAUUGUUUUAAUCCAGUGUUUCCUGUCAUAGCUGUGCAAGGAUUUGAUUUAUGUGAUUUGUUCAUUCUCUUUAACUUGUAAAUAAUUGACAAAAGUACAAAGAAAAGAUUUCAGAAGAAUACACUGACCAGCCUAAAUGUAUUUUAUAAAUAUAAACAAAUAUGUUUAAGAUGUUGAUGGCUGCAACACACUCCAAAAAAGUUGGGAAAGAGGCAUGUUUAACACUGUGUCACAUCAACCUUCCUUUUAAUUACAUUGUUUGGGAAUUGAGGAUACAUUUUCUUUUCGUUUUUAAAGCCAAAUUUUUGUCCAGUCUCGCUUGAUACAGAAGCACAGAGUCAGAUCUGGACUGUAGGUAGGCCAGUCUAACACAUUCCCUCGGUCUCUAUGAAGCUAUGCUGUUUUAGCACAUGCAGAAUGAGAGCUGGCAUUGUCUUGAUCUAAUAACCAUGGACUUCCCAUGAAAGACAUCAUCUUGAUGGUAGUAUAUAUCUCUGUACAAUCCCAAUAUAUGCCUUCAGUACUAUGUCAAUAGUACUUUCGCACAUAUGCCAGUUACCCAUGGUGCUCUGCUGCACCCCCAUUCCAUGACAGACGUUUUAUAUUUAUAUUUAACACGCAGCAUGGC